Molecule: messenger RNA, 4190 nt
Organism: Anoplophora glabripennis (Asian longhorned beetle)
Lineage: Eukaryota; Metazoa; Arthropoda; Insecta; Coleoptera; Cerambycidae
Gene: sdt
Product: MAGUK p55 subfamily member 5-A
Exons: 15
Coding region: 1-3243 (1080 amino acids)
Biological process (GO): establishment or maintenance of polarity of embryonic epithelium; morphogenesis of an epithelial sheet; protein localization to plasma membrane
Cellular component (GO): adherens junction; plasma membrane
Molecular function (GO): protein binding
Source: RefSeq, a predicted model, not a curated record
AUGGUGGAUCUAGGAGGCUAUGUAAUCAUUCUGGUCGAAACCAAGGACAAAAAAAUCAAACUAUACGGUUCACCUGCUGACAAAGAUAAUUUGGAAGUCGGGGAUGAAAUUCUCGAAGUGAAUGGGAAGACCCUGGAAGAUGCCACCCAUACUGAAGUAAUAAGUCAUAUACACCAGUGUAUAAGAUCGCGUACAAUAUGCCUCAGGGUAAAAAGGAGAAGUGGUGCACGCUUGGGUAACAACGUUCAAGAUGCCUUCGUUAUCGCUGUGGAGCAGCAAGCUCGAGAGCGUUUGGAGCGUCUCUCAGCGCUCAAACGCAUUACACCCGUCGACAUGACCAAACUUUCCCAACAGUUGAAUCAGACGACAUCGUCAGGAGAAGAGCUGAACGGCUUCAUCAGCAACUCGCCGAUCUACGUGACUUCUUUGACGGCCACCGAAAGUUCAAACAACAACCCCACCGCAAACAGACCGGGAGGCGGCGGCGUGCUCAGCAGCAACACCACCGUCGUAGCCGUCAACAAGGACGUAAUCACCACCCCCAAGCCCCAGCUGCCCAACGGACACAACUCCGCGGAUCUGCACAUCACCCAGAACUCCCUCGACGUCAAGGACGUCACCAAGGUGCCGAACGACGUCAGGGUCACCGCACAGGCCGAACUCCAGAAAUCUAGGGACAGUCCGACUCAAGUCAGCCGAAGGAUAGGCGACAGAAGAGGCUCCUCACCUUUCCAGAAUGGAAGAACUGAGCUGCUGAUAGGCGCAGAAGACAAUAAAUUCAAAACGACAGCCAUUGUGGAAAGCAAUAACAAUCACAAAUUGGGGAUAGAAACUGAAAGCAGGCCCAGACGACGGUCCGGAAGCAGUAUAGUCGUCCUGGACGGCGACUUGGACACGGUGAAGAAGCACCCAGACGAGCUAGAUGACUACAACAUGGUGAUGAUGCUGUCGGGGGACAAUGGACCGCAUAGGGAGAUGGCCGUCGACGUGCCGGACACCUUCAUCGCCAGAAACAAAACACCUCCCAGAUACCCUCCACCAAAGCCCAUCCUGCAGAGCGGAUUGAAUGGUACUACCCCAGUCCAACCCCCCCUACCAGACCUCCCCGCCAAACCGGUGCCCCCUCCCAGGGACCAUCUCAAGAUAGAAAAAGAUGGCAGGCUCGUCAAUAGAGCGCCCGCCCCCCAACUACCCGCCAGGAUCACUAACAACAAUAACAUAACCGCUGCUACCACCCCCGCCCCCCUUACCCCCACUUCGGUGGUGGAACCCACCAGGGAACAACUGGACAGCAUCAAAAAGUACCAAGAGCAAAUCAGGAAACGCAAGGAAGAAGAAGAUAGGAUAGCCGCCCAAACCGAGUUCCUGAACAGGUCCCUGAGGGGCUCCCGAAAGCUCCAAGCCCUAGAAAGCAGACCGCAAGGCACCGUAAAUGAUGCCUUCGCUGAAGAUGAAGGGCAGGAGUCCUCCAGGUCGACCACUCCUGCGCCUAGCGCAGAAAAAGAACUGGUGCAUAUCGCAUACGCUUACGGCGACCUUGUGGCCUCAGUACAGCGGCUGCAGCUUCAGCUGAAGAAAGCCGGUGCUGGAGGCGGCUUAGGCGGACUAGAAGGUCGCAUUGCCGCCAUUCAAUCCCUGUUGCUGUCGCCGCAGUUCGGCAGGGCUUUGGCCGUGUACAACAAAGUGCAGGCGGUGCGAUGUCGAACAACUCCACGACCUACCCCCAUAGCCCAGACAGCGCUCAGGGACUGUCUGGACGCCAUAGGAAACUCUCAGAGUACAUACGCAGUGGAAUUGGCCACUCUUUUAACAGGUUACGAGUUCGAGGCUCUUAUGGUUGCACAUGACGGAGUUGCCUCGACGUUGCCGGCGGAUUCCACGACCCCGACGUCUUCUACAGCGGACAGUAUACCGCAGUCGGUAGCAGACAGACGAUACGGCGAAGACAACAUAAAAAUCAUCAAAAUCGAGAAGAGUACUGAACCACUAGGUGCCACGGUUAGGAACGAGGGAGAUGCCGUUGUAAUAGGGAGGGUGGUGAGAGGAGGGGCGGCCGACAAGAGCGGACUCCUCCACGAGGGCGACGAGAUCCUCGAAGUGAACGGCAUCGAGAUGCGCGGAAAAAGCGUGAACGCAGUCUGUGAUAUUUUACAAGCCAUGGAAGGCACCUUAACAUUCCUCAUCGUACCUGCCUCGCAAGCCCGACAGCACGGUAUCAGAGACACUGUCUUGCACGUGCGGGCGCAUUUCGACUACGAUCCCGAAGAAGACAUGUACAUACCGUGCAGAGAGCUGGGGAUAGGCUUCCAGAAAGGCGACGUUUUGCAUAUCAUUAGCCAAGAGGACCCGAACUGGUGGCAGGCAUAUCGGGAGGGGGAGGAAGACCAGACGCUGGCAGGUUUGGUACCAUCACAAUCAUUCCAACACCAAAGAGAAAGCAUGCGUUUAGCAGCGGAAGAAAGGAUGUCCAAGCCUCAAAGGAAAUCCACAACGUUAUUGUGUGGAAAAACGAACAAGAGAAAGAAGAAAAAAGGCGCGUACGCCGACGGUGGAUACCCGAUGUACUCAAACGCAGCCGACGAGUACGACGCCGAAGAAAUAUUAACAUACGAAGAGGUUUCGCUGUAUUACCCCAGGGCCAACAACAAGAGGCCUAUAGUUUUGAUCGGGCCCCCAAAUAUAGGAAGGCACGAACUUAGGCAGAGGCUUAUGGAGGAUUCCGAACGAUUCGCUGCUGCCAUACCUCACACUUCGCGUGCUCGAAAAGAGAACGAGGUGGAUGGCCAGGACUAUCAUUUUAUUACCAGAGCUCAAUUCGAAGCUGAUAUUCUUUCCAGGAAGUUCGUGGAACAUGGAGAAUACGAGAAAGCGUAUUACGGUACGUCGCUGGACGCCAUCAGAUCAGUCGUGAAUUCCGGCAAAAUAUGUGUUCUUAACUUACAUCCACAAAGUCUGAAGAUACUUAGGACGUCGGAUUUGAAGCCAUACGUCGUUUUCGUAGCCCCGCCUAGUCUGGAAAAAUUGAGGCAGAAGAAAAUAAGGAACGCGGAGUCGUACAAGGAGGAGGAACUGAAAGAUAUAAUAGAAAAGGCGCGGGAGAUGGAGGACAAAUAUGGACACUUCUUCGACAUGAUAAUAAUUAAUAACGACACAGAGAGGGCGUACCACCAGCUACUUAGUGAAAUAAAUAGCCUAGAGAGGGAGCCGCAGUGGGUCCCAGCGGCGUGGGUCAAGGCCCUUUAACACACCGAUUACAGGAACAGCCCAGUACGUUAAAACCUUUUGUCCUCGAAAAUGAAUGGAUGCGAGUAAAAGUUGUCGUUUAGUGUGUAGGCAUUUGCUCCAUUUCAUUUCUAGUCUGUACCGAACAAAUAUUUUAACCUGCUGGGUGGGACUGAAUCCGACUGAUUAAUAAAUUCGAAAAGGUGUAAAUAUUCAAGAUUUUUAUAAUGAUAGUGAUUUUAAUUGACUGACAUUUCUUAGUUAAUAUAGGAGUUUGUAAGAAGAGUUAGAGGUUGUGAAUGGUAUUCAAAAUGGCGGCGUUCGAGUAAGUUUAAUUUUCACCCCAGCUGUGUAAGCGUGUAAGCAUUAACUAUACAAAAUAUGUCUUCAUGAAAGUAAUAUUCACAUACUUGAAUCAUAGAAUUCAUGUCCAUAUCUACAUGGGUAGCAUUAGGUGAAAAUUUUUCAUUUGUAGUUUUUGAAGGGGUUGAAAUCUUUUCGUUUCAUUCCACCGUUAUAUUUAAGUAAAAAAGCAAUGCCGGAUUUUGUGACGCAAAAGAAACUCCUGUAUGUGUAUCCUAUGUUUUACUUUUCACUAGCUCAAUGUUUUAAAACUUGAAAAAAAGUUGUUAUUAUUAUUUUAAUAUACAGUAAUAUGUGUUGGUCCUUUUGACCCUUAAUCCGGCACUGCCCCAAGGUGCUAGUCUUCGUGGCUAUAAAAAUCCUCAAUGCAAAACAAGAUUAUGAAAAAGAAAUCACUUUAACUUGUGCUGCAAACGAUUGGGGACGAUUCUGCCUCUGUCUUUGUCUUUCUAAUCAAUAAAUAUAAGACUAAAAUAUUAACAUCACUAAAAAUAUACUGUGAUCCAAUAUUUGCUGCAAAACUUAAGCAGUUCUUAUUAAAAUUAGUUUUGAUUUAGAGCAACUUUAAAAUUUUUCUUAAUUUAAUUCUCCUUUUAUUAUAUCAA